AUGGCGAUGACCGAGUGGCAACUCAUCAGCCAGGGUGCCGAGGCGAACGUGUUUGAGACGGACUUCGCUGGCCGUGCUUGCGUUAUAAAGGAGCGUGUCAAGAAAAGCUACCGCCUUUCAGUGCUGGACAAGAAACUCUCACAUCGUCGUCUAGUGCAGGAAGUUCGCUGCAUUCUCAAGUGCCGUCGUGCUGGGGUUCUUACACCCAUCAUCUUUUUAGUGGACGAAAACAUGAGUCGUCUCUAUCUGGAAAAAGUGCAGGGCGGCAGUCUGAAAGACUAUCUGCGGCGGGCCCACAAGAUCGACGCCAAGUAUGGCCCCUUGGCGCUAAAAAAGGCUUACCAGAUCGGAGAAGCGAUUGCCAAGAUGCACGACGCUGAUAUUGUCCAUGGUGACCUGACGACGUCUAACAUGAUGCAGAGCAAUGACGAUGCAACGGAUGUGACGAUGAUCGACUUUGGCUUGGCUAAUUCGCAACCGCUGCCGGAGGACAAGGCCGUCGAUCUUUAUGUCAUGGAGCGCGCGUUUGCUAGCACACAUGUCAACUCGGAGCUCUUGGUAGAAGAGGUGCUGCGUGCGUACCGCGCGACUUCCCGUCGCUCUGACUCAAUUUUUCAGAAGCUUUCUCAAGUGCGUAUGCGAGGCCGCAAGCGCACCAUGGUCGGAUAG
Messenger RNA from Peronospora farinosa, 669 nucleotides. Lineage: Eukaryota; Oomycota; Peronosporomycetes; Peronosporales; Peronosporaceae. The record is from the annotation of a GenBank genome assembly.